Phymastichus coffea is the source of this 4758-nucleotide messenger RNA. Its product is annotated as elastin-like. The record is from RefSeq and is a predicted model, not a curated record. The transcript is spliced from 13 exons. NCBI's taxonomy places the organism in Eukaryota, Metazoa, Arthropoda, Insecta, Hymenoptera, Eulophidae. The coding region runs from base 130 to 4530 and encodes 1466 amino acids.
AAGAAGAAGCGCCGCGAACGACGCCGAGAGCGUCAGUAGGCGAACGAAAGCCAACGGCACCGGCAGUUCCGUUCCGUUGCUGCUGUCCACUGCACCUUAUCGCGCUUUCGGAGCGCUUUAUCGCACAAAAUGCGUAUCUCGGCGCUCGUCUUGCUUCUGUGUCUGGCUGUUGCUGUACGCGCUCACCGAUAUCAUGAAAAAACACGAUUUGAUCGUUCGAUAGAUUACGAGAAUGAGAAAAACGCAAGGAUCCACGUGCUGAACAAGAAGCCACGAAUUUUCACAGAUUUGGAAACGCAUUACACAGCUUACAAAGACGCUUCCCAGAAUGCCUGUUAUCUCGAGAGUACACGAGACAACAGACUCGACGAGCUAAACUUCUGGACGGAUGUGAUUCGGAGCAACAAAAAAACACUUUACGCCUCGAAUCACUCGCUCACUAAGAUUGAGGCAUGGCGUCUAGCAGGAGGAAGAAUCGUAGAAUUCUGCAAAGGCAUGAGAAUAAUACAACUGACCGAAACCAAGCCCGAUCCAUCCAUAAUCGAGGAUCCAUUUUUCAACAAGUUGCCCGAGGAUGAAAACGACAUCGUUCAGAAGCGCAUUGCCGAUGUCGUAUUGCAUCCAUUGAAAGCGCGCGCCAAGAGGCAAGCAAUUUUGGAAGAACGCGAAAAAUUGAAUAGAGAGCUGGCGAUGACGGAGCGCAGGAAGCGCGAGACGAGAGGCCGAUUUCGCGGACAAACGCAAUCGCAAUACAUGAACGUUGGUGCCGAUGGUCAAAAAGAGGGUCGAGCUGAGGCUGAGGCUACGCAGCACGCGUCGCGCGCCGUCGUCAGUGGUAGCAGCGGAAUGGGCCAAGCACAAAGUAUGUCAACCGGAUCCGACGGUUGCGACGGUUGUCCUGUAUUGAACAUCCCGUCUAGCGUAUUUCAAGGAACACAACCUGGGCAAGUUUAUCCAGGUGGACGGGGAGUUAUUCCCGGGUCAGUUCCUGAUACUUCUGUGUUGGGAAGAUUUUAUCCUCCAGGAGCAGCCAUUAUGAUACCGGGCGGACAAAUGCCAGGUGUAACUAAUCCUCCGAUCGUAGAAGGAGGAAAUGUUCCUGGAACUCAGACUGGUUCACAAGUGAUUGGAUCUCUGCCAACGCAGAGGCCAGGAGGCCCAACAGUCGUACAGAUGUCUGGUGGACAACCUGGCGUUCAAAUACCCAGUGGACAACCUGGCAUUCAAAUACUUGAUGGACAGCCUGGCUUACACAUACUAGGUGGACAACCAGGAACGCAAAUACCUGGUGGGACAUAUCCAAAUGUAGUUAUUCCUGGUGGUCCAACUGGAGGAGGUGGUGGAACACAAAUAAAACCGUAUCCACCGGGUACUAAAAUUCCCAGCAUACAAAUGCCAAUCGCUAGUGGAACAUAUUUUCCUGGAUAUACAUAUCCUAGUGGAACAUAUCCUGGCGCUCAAAUUCCUUCUGUAUAUUAUUCUCCAGGUACGCAAGUAAUUAGCCAUCCGAGUAUGGUAUAUCCUACAGAUAACACGCAAAAAUCAACAGGUUAUCCAUACCAACCAUAUAGACCAAUAACACAAGUACCUGGAAGUGAUGCACAGGUGAUUGGUGAUGGUUCAACGGGCCUGCAAAUACCUAACAUGCCAGGUUAUCCAUCUGGUGCACAAACAAAUGGCCCUGAUACGCAAAUUUAUCAGCCUGUAAUACAGGUACCUGGAGGUAGUUCACAAAUCGUUGGAGGUACUGUGACAGGCACUUAUGUGCCGGGUACACAAGUUGGAGGUGGUAGUCAACAAGUAACAGGCGUCCAUCCUCCUGGUACACAAGUAGGAAGCGGUGACCAACAAGUAACUGGGGCUUAUGUUCCUGGUGUGCAAGUUGUUGGAAAUGUCGCUACAGGCAUCCAAGUACCAAGCGGAUUGAAUUAUUCGCCAGGUUCACAAAUUUAUCAGCCUAGAAAACAAACUAUUGGUAAUAUACUAGGUGGAGUAUAUCAACCUGGUAUUAAUGUAGGAGGAGGUACUGUCACAGGAACCCAAGUAUAUCAACCUGGUCAGCAAAUGACUGGAGGUAUUUAUCCGAGUGGACACUUUGUCUAUCCGCCGGGUACUCAAGCAAAUCCUAAAGAAGCCAUACCUGGAAUUCAGUUCAUUCCUGGUAUGCAAAUACCAGGUGGCGUAGUAUUUCCAGGAGAAAAUCAAGUACCUGGAACGUAUCUAUCUGGUGGUACUAAUGGCAGCGGUACAGCAGAUGAUGGAAGAACUACUACAACAAAACCUCCUACUCGAGGUGAUAUACCAGGUACAACAAUUUAUCCUGGAGGAUCAACGGAUACAUCAGGAGUAAGCGUACCACCUUUAGUAGUACCAGGUGGCUUAUAUCCGCCAGGCAAUGCUGGUCAGACACUUUAUCCUGGAGUAAUACCGGGACAAUAUCCGGGUAUAACUGGUGGACAACAACAUUCUGGAACAGCAUUACUUCCUGGUCAAGUUCCUGGUAAAGUCAUGAUUCCAGGAGGACCUGGAGUUAUCGUUGGUACUCCAGGACAGACAAAUGUAGUGCCUGGUCAAGGAGGACCUGGAGUUAUCGUUGGUACUUCAGGACAGACUGGUAUAGUACCUGGUCAAGGUGUGAUUCUGGGAGGACCUGGAGUUAUCGUUGGUACUCCAGGACAGCCUGGUAUAAUGCCUGGUCAAGGUAUGGUUCCAGGAGGAUCUGGAGUUAUCGUUGGUACUCCAGGACAGAAUGGUAUAAUGCCUGGUCAAGGUAUGGUUCCAGGAGGACCUGGAGUUGUCAUUGGUACUCCAGGACAGACUGGCAUAGUACCUGGUCAAGGUGUGAUUCUGGGAGGACCUGGAGUUAUCGUUGGUACUCCAGGACAGCCUGGUAUAAUGCCUGGUCAAGGUAUGGUUCCAGGAGGAUCUGGAGUUAUCGUUGGUACUCCAGGACAGAAUGGUAUAAUGCCUGGUCAAGGUAUGGUUCCAGGAGGACCUGGAGUUGUCAUUGGUACUUCAGGACAGACUGGCGUAAUGCCUGGUCAACCAGGAAUUGUCAUAGCUGGAGAUGACAAUGCCGAUUCUCAAGCGAUCAGUUCUGUAAAGCAAGGUGAAGGUGAUACAAUGGCAAGUGCCACGGCUGAAGGACGACAUGGACAAGGUAGCGCUAAGUCACACGUCAGCGGAACAUAUACCGGAUCUGGUGCAUUUUCCGCUGAAGCCGGCACAAGUGAUAACAACAAGAGCGCUCAGACGCAAGUAAGCGGUGGCAAAGAGGGUGCCAAGAGCAGUGCUCAAGGCAGCGGUGGUCUUGGUAAAAGUCAAGUUCAAGUCGAGUUGGACUCUGACUCAGGAGCAACAUCAACCAAUGCACAAAGCAGUGGUUGGAACCAUGGCACAAAUUCCCAGGUUCAAGCCAGUGGUAGUGGUGGUAUGGCCGAUGCGCAAGCAAACGGUGAAGGUCAAACCUCCAGCCAAGCUCAAAUUGGCUUUCAGCCAUACAUCAACCGCAAUGAAAAAUUUGAGAAAUUGAAGAAUCCUUUUCGAGGCGGUGGCUCCGCCAUGGCUCAAAGUGGCACUUACAGAGGCCAAUCACAGUCUCAAUUGCAGGGUUCCUUUCACUAUGGCAUUAGCUACACUGGUGCUGCUCAGGCUAAUUCAGGUUCUGGUUCUACGGCCUUGAGGAAGCCCUUUAACUUUACUAACGAUCCGAGUCUUUUCAAGCCAUUUAAAUUCGAUAAACCCGAAAGCACAAGCGCAACUGUGCCGAAAGAUCGAUUAGAAGGUGCAAGCUCGACAAGGCAAACAGUUAUAGCUAUCACUUCGAGACAUAAUCAGGCGGACAAGAAAAGUAAAGUGGAACCUACGAGCAAGUAUAUAAGCGAUGAUGAAGAGUACGAAGAAGAAUACGACGAUGAUGAUUACGGCGAUGCAGUCUCGUCUACGACUCCAAGACAUACGACUUAUCCAUCCAGUAUGCCUAUGAGCAGACAAACGAUGAGAGUUAUCACCGACGGGGAGUACGAAGUAAGUGUGAAGCAACAAGAAACUACCGAAUCGGCUGAACGUUCAUUACCUGGUUACAUCGCAGCCAGCAAUCAAGGUAAAGUUGUAUCAAUGGCUGGGAAGAAAACUAUCGCUCAAGGCGAUGGAAAGUCUCAAAGCCAAACCGUACACAUAGUCCCAGCAAAUCGAACAACCGCAACACCAAAAAUCGAGAUCAAGAAUCCUUCUACCGAUACGAGGUCAUUACAUUCGGAUCGCAUGGGAGGAAUUUAUUACGGUAAUGUGAAAACUUCAGCCGAUGAGCCGUCGUCGCCAAAAACGAGCUUCGUUUCAGUGACGAACAGCGUUGCUGGCAAAAUGAACGAACAGAAUCCCGCGAAGAAGUACGAGCACAGGUAUUACACCAAGAGUUCAACUUGCGGAUAUUUUACGUUCUCGUGUAACGUUGUUUAUGGAUCAAACGGACGCAGGAAGAUUUGCAAACCGAAGCUACCGACUUACUCAGAUGGCACGUCCAAGUGUUGAUAUUAUUUUUACAUUCUCUUGACCAUACGCAUUUUUAUUAUGUCUCGUAGAUUUUUUCAAGUUAGCUUUCCAAUGAUUCUAUUUUUAUCAGACGUAUUAGUACAAUAUCAUUAGAAAUAUAUUCAUUAGUGAUAUGUAAGUUUGUAAGUAGCAUUUUUUAAUUUUGGAAAGUUAUAAGAAAUGACUAUUGAAUUGAAUGAUCUUUCAAAGUUUUAAUAUGUCUAGUUU